Molecule: messenger RNA, 1020 nt
Organism: Paraglomus brasilianum
Lineage: Eukaryota; Fungi; Glomeromycota; Glomeromycetes; Paraglomerales; Paraglomeraceae
Source: the annotation of a GenBank genome assembly
AUGCCAGGCGACGACAACGUAAUAAAUAUAAGUAGCGCUUCGGUGCUAGAUCUCAAAGCAGAACUCUAUAAGAAAGAAGAAGAAUUCAAGAAACAAAAGGCAGCAGCCGCCGGUCAGGCCAUUACCUCAGUCGCCAAGAAAGUUACAAAAAAGGAAGGAAUAUGGUCAAGACAAAAUAAGGGCGUUGCCGAACGAGCAACACGCGACAAGGUUGUUCUAGACGAAGUGGAAGGAUCAAGUCUUGAAGCCAGCCGUAAAGCCAUGGAGAGGAAAGCAAAGCUGUAUGACAAGCUACGAAAGCAUGGAAUUGAGGACGACACUCUUGCCGAAGAAGUGUUAGUAGACUUUGACAGCAAGCCCCGGGAUGAUUCUUCUGAUGCUGACGAAGGCGCUGAGAAAAAAGAUGAUCAAUCUGUUAAUGAUCCUUGGGUGGAGUAUGUCGACGAAUUUGGCCGUACACGGGUAGUAAGAAAGAGUGAACUACCUGAAGACUUGCCGUCGCAGUCUGGUUUUUCCAAUAGUAGCUCUGAAGACGAGGAAGAUUCGAGAAUUGAUGAAGAACAGCGUAGAUGGGAACAGGCAGCACUGUCCGAGUUGAAGAGUGGACCGACACAUUAUUAUGACACAAGGGAAAUUCGCACAAGGGGUGUCGGUUUCUAUCGAUUUUCCCGGGACGAAGCAGAACGACAAACACAGAUGCAAGCAUUGAAAGAAAUGCGUCAAGAGACCGAAGGGAAACGUGCACUUAGACAAACAAUAAAACAAAAACGAAAAUCUUUACUAGAUGAACGUUUAGCGUUAAUCAGGGCUCAUAAGAGACAGACUAGGUCAAAGCCUGCAGAUGAUCAACAUUCAUCAAACACUAGUAUGAAUAUAACGGAUGAUUCCGGCAAAGGCGGUAAAAGUGUUGAAGCAACAUCAAACGAAGUUGUCGGGCCCGCUAUGGAUCAACUAGUAACCGAGCGUGCAGUAAAUGAAUUGCUGUCAAACAUUCGCCGGAAAGUUGAAUCGGGGAUGUGA